AUGAUCAUGAAAGAUUCAACAAACAUGGCUUCUAAUAAUGUCCAAAUUCUUGAAAAUCAUGAGUUCGAAAUCUCGAAUUCGACACGAUUUUCCCGCCGCUAUCGAACGCUGUCGUUUUCAUCAAUGCGGUCCGAUUCUUGGGCUUCGUCUCAUGGGUCCUCGUCAUCAUCAUCAUCAUCAAUUUCGUACUUCGAUGAUUACCCUACGUUUAGUCCAACGACACCUCUCAAUAAGUUCAAAGGCAUCCCGUUUUCUUGGGAAAAAUUUCCCGGGAUCCCGAAAAACCAAUUGGGGUCCAUGAAGAAGGAAUAUUCAGAGCAUCUCCUCCCGCCGCCGCCUGCCAGAAGCUCCAACUCCGGCGACAAGAAAAGCAAUAGGUUCCGAAGGGACCCAUUUUUUGCAGCAUUGGUUGAAUGUUCUAAGGAUGGUGAUGAUGAACAUCAUGGUACAAAUUACUAUGGUACAAUGUGGAAAGGUAACUCCAAGAAUAUUACAAGGAGCUUAAGUGAUAAGUUUGCUUUCAUGAAUUACACUUCUUGUAAAAGGACUUGCUCGGUUUCGGAACCUGUUCGACCAAAACCGAGCCAUCAUGGUCUUAUCGAUCGUCGUUCGAGCUAA
Molecule: messenger RNA, 618 nt
Organism: Striga asiatica
Lineage: Eukaryota; Viridiplantae; Streptophyta; Magnoliopsida; Lamiales; Orobanchaceae
Source: the annotation of a GenBank genome assembly